Crotalus tigris (Tiger rattlesnake) is the source of this 3238-nucleotide messenger RNA. It is a transcript of the gene RPRD1B, whose product is annotated as regulation of nuclear pre-mRNA domain containing 1B. Gene Ontology annotation, cellular component: RNA polymerase II, holoenzyme. Gene Ontology annotation, molecular function: RNA polymerase II C-terminal domain binding. The coding region runs from base 34 to 1014 and encodes 326 amino acids. The record is from RefSeq and is a predicted model, not a curated record. Lineage: Eukaryota; Metazoa; Chordata; Lepidosauria; Squamata; Viperidae. The transcript is spliced from 7 exons. Gene Ontology annotation, biological process: mRNA 3'-end processing.
GGGCGAGUCUCAGCGGCGGCGGCGGGUCCCGCCAUGUCGUCGUUCUCGGAGUCGGCGCUGGAGCGGAAGCUGUCGGAGCUGAGCAACUCUCAGCAGAGCGUGCAGACGCUGAGCCUGUGGCUCAUCCACCACCGCAAGCACGCCGGGCCCAUCGUCGUCGUCUGGCACCGCGAGCUCCGCAAGGCCAAAUCGAGUAGGAAGCUGACUUUCUUAUACUUGGCGAACGAUGUCAUCCAGAACAGUAAAAAGAAGGGACCCGAGUUUACGAAGGAAUUCGAAUCGGUGCUCGUGGAUGCUUUUUCACACGUGGCCAGGGAGGCAGACGAGGGCUGCAAGAAGCCCUUGGAACGGCUGCUGAACAUCUGGCAGGAGAGGAGCGUGUAUGGCGGCGAGUUCAUACAGCAGCUGAAACUGUCCAUGGAGGACUCCAAUAGCCCCCAACCCAAAGUUACAGAGGAGAAGAAGUCCCUGAAGAGGACGUUUCAGCAGAUGCAGGAAGAGGAGGACGAUGACUACCCUGGAGGCUACUCCCCACAGGACGCCAACGCCGGGCCCCUCCUGGCCGAGGACCUGAUCAAGGCCCUGCAGGACUUGGAGAACGCGGCCUCGGGCGAUGCCACCGUGCGGCAGAAGAUCGCCUCUCUUCCUCAGGAGGUUCAGGACGUGUCGCUGCUGGAGAAGAUCACAGACAAAGAGGCGGCGGAGCGCCUGUCGAAGACGGUGGACGAGGCGUGCUUGCUACUCGCUGAAUACAACGGGCGGCUAGCCGCGGAACUGGAGGACCGGCGCCAGCUGGCACGCAUGUUGAUCGAGUACACGCAGACCCAGAAGGACGUGCUGACGGAGAAGGAGAAGAAGCUAGAGGAAUACAAGCAGAAACUGGCGCGGGUCACUCAGGUGCGCAAAGAGCUCAAGUCCCACAUCCAGAGUCUGCCGGACCUGUCGCUGCUGCCCAACGUCACUGGCGGGCUGGCGCCCCUCCCGUCUGCUGGGGACCUUUUCUCUACUGACUAGGACACGGGGAGGGGGGUCUGCCUCGCCCGCCCACCUGCCCCCCCCCCCAGCAGCAGACCCCUUCGCCAGGAUGAGAGAUCCUCGCGGGAAGCUGACCUCGGAAGGGACGGCGGGCAGAGACACCCCCGCCGCCGUGGCCCAUCUCCAUCUCUGCCAAGGCUGCUGCCUGGCCUGGUGACUGGGAGGGGGGGGGGUAGGAAGUGGGCACGGGCACGGAAGGGCACCGCCUUUGUUUCGGGGUGGGAAGCGGACGGGCGUCCUUCCGCAGGAAAAUCCACACACCCCCGCGGGCACUUCCAGCAGCCGCAAAUCAUGUGUGCCCAGAGCCUUUGAAGAAUUUGGAUCUCUUGUGUAGCUUUGUUUUGUUUUGUUUCCCCCCCCCUCCUGUGUUUGGAAAAAGAAAAAAAAGACUGGAUUGUUUUGAGGGGUGGGCCAAUUUGGGGGGGGGCGGGGGGCUGUGGGUCAGGGAUGGCAGAGGCAGCUGCAUGAGGGAUCAGCCCGGGGGAGCUUCUUCCCCCCUCUUCACUGGGACAGCCAGAGCACCUACUCUCCCCCCCCCCAGAAAUGAGCUCGGGUGGCCCUUCCCCUGCUUUGACCCCUGGGGCCUGGGGCUUAGCAGAAGCCCCUCCUUCUCCCCCUCCCCAGUUUCCCAGGCUCCUCCUCCCGCAGCCUGAAACGGGGCUAAGUGUAGAAGGUUCAAAUCCGUGGGCUUUAGGAAAGCGUCUUCCCCCCUCCCCUCCAUCUCCAAAGCUGUGAAAGGUUGCCAGUUCGUUCCCUCUCUAGCUCCCAGUCUGUGUGUGUGUGGGGGGGGGACAGGAAUAGUCAAUGAGUACAUUUUCUGCUCCCCCCCUCCCCACAAUCAACAACCCAGGCCUUUGGAUCCACGCCCAGGUGGGACGAAGCCCUUUCCACUUUGCAACGCAGCCGACAUAAAAAUGCAAGCAUUCGUUUUGCCCCAGGACCCCCACCAAGGAGAGUGAUGGGGGCUUUCCUGCUGUUUUUCCAAAGAAAGCAACGGAACGACCCAUUCCGCCAUCGCUGUGCAUUUCCCGGAGGCAUCCUCUUGCCCCUUCUUUAGAGUGGGGGGGGGGAUGUCUCCAGCCUUGGCAACUUUUAGCACCUGCGGACUUCAGCUCCCAGAAUUCCCUGGCAUUCAUGCAUUCCUUUUCAUGCCUAGCCCCAUUACGGCCUGCUUACUCUCUUGCCAUCCUUUCCUCUGUAAUCUCUCCACUCUAGACCAGUGUUUCUCAACCUUGACAAUUUUAAGGCAUGUGGACUUCAACUCCCAGAAUUCCGCAGCCAGCAGUGGGAAGGGGCAAAAAAAAAAAAAAAAAACAGGCAUGGCUGGCUGUGGAAUUCUGGGAGUUGAAGUCUACCCAUCUUCAAGGCAGGUUGAGAAACACUAUAUUCUAGAUGAUGUAAAGCAGACAAUGGGCGCGUUUGCUAAAUAACUUAAGCUAUGAACAGAAACGUCCCAUCCAGAUUGGGGUCUCCAAACUUGGUUACUUUAAGACCGGUGGGCUUCAACUCCUGGAAUUGGCAAACUGGGGAAUUCUGGGAGUUGAAGUCCACCAGUCUUGAAGUGGCCGAGGUUGAAGACCCCUGCUUUAGAAGACUUUUGCUGCUCAAAUCGCUUUACUCUCCUUACAUAGAAGGGUCGGGCUUUCUGCUUGGUGCCCACAUUCAGCCCCCCCCCCAUCCCUUUCGGGGAGCUGGUCUGGGCCACGAGUCCCCACGUUCUCCGUCAGCUCAGCCCCACUUGGCAGAUGUGGCCCCGAACAUCUGGAGGUGCCCCCAGGUGGAGAAGGCAACUUCCGGUGGUCUUUAAGCCUGGAAGCCACUGGGGAUGAUCCCCUUCCCAGACCCCACAGCAGGGGGGAGCCCCCACUUUGCGCCCGCCGGGUGUGCAAGUGAGCGUGCCUGAAUCGCAGCGUCCCACGUCCGGCCACCCCCACGUUAUUCCAUUUGUGGUUUCGCCCUAAUUGAAAUCCAAGGGUCGAGGCGGGGGCUGUGGUGGGAGUCCCCCUUUCCCCUCCGCACUGUGUGGUCUUUCGGCUCUUGAUCUGAUCCGUCCCCCCCCCCCCGCCCCCUGAGGCAUUUUCUUACACCUGUACAUGAAUCAGUUUAGAGAUUUAGAGGGACAGGCUGUCCUUUUAGCAGCGGUAUAUUCUGAAAUGUCUCAUAAAUAUAUUUUUGAAUAAAGAGGGUGUCAUUCGGUGGUCGA